AAAAGCAUAAAAACAAAGCAGCUGAACUUCAUCCACAGCUUCAUUAACCGGCCGUUAGGAAGGUGAAAACAGAAGAUUAACACCAUGAAAAUCAUUGCAGCUAUGGUUAUUCUAGGCUGCCUGCUUGUUGUAGAGGUGACAGGCCAGGCUAGAGUUCCAAAGGGCAGGUGUUUUUGUGCUGACAAAGGUGUGAACAUGAUUCCUCCAAAACUGAUUGAGAAGGUUGAAAUCAUACCACCAAGUUCAUCUUGUAAAACCCAUGAGAUUGUUGUUACUCUGAAAAAUAGUACAGAGCAGAAAUGCUUGAAUCCAGAAUCUAAAUUCACGCAGAAAUACAUAAUGAAAGCUGUUAAAAAGAGGAGCCUGCAGAAUGAAAUAGCCUGACAUAUGAAUCCAUAUGAGCUACUGUUCAGUGAAGAACAUAUGACAACAGCACCCUACAAUCAGUAACCAGCAUAUGACAAAUCUUGAACUGAAAUGAUGUAAUGAAUCUUUCCUUAAUGUAAUUGUUUUCUGAUAAACAUGAUCAUUAAUCACUGCUGUACCUUUCAAAAACAUUAAUGCAAUGCAUGCCUGAUUACAGUGUGUCAUAUGUAUAGUCGUACAAAAUAAAGCUUUUGUUGGCAUUUUA
Labeo rohita (rohu) is the source of this 631-nucleotide messenger RNA. RefSeq names its product C-X-C motif chemokine 11-6-like. The coding region runs from base 85 to 384 and encodes 99 amino acids. The transcript has 4 exons. Gene Ontology annotation, biological process: inflammatory response; cellular response to lipopolysaccharide; chemokine-mediated signaling pathway. Gene Ontology annotation, molecular function: chemokine activity; CXCR chemokine receptor binding. Gene Ontology annotation, cellular component: extracellular region. Lineage: Eukaryota; Metazoa; Chordata; Actinopteri; Cypriniformes; Cyprinidae. The record is from RefSeq and is a predicted model, not a curated record.